This is a messenger RNA of Rhipicephalus sanguineus (brown dog tick), 765 nucleotides long. Its product is annotated as bolA-like protein 2. The record is from RefSeq and is a predicted model, not a curated record. Gene Ontology annotation, biological process: intracellular iron ion homeostasis. Bases 157 to 432 code for a protein of 91 amino acids. Lineage: Eukaryota; Metazoa; Arthropoda; Arachnida; Ixodida; Ixodidae. Gene Ontology annotation, molecular function: 2 iron, 2 sulfur cluster binding. The transcript is spliced from 3 exons. Gene Ontology annotation, cellular component: cytosol; nucleus.
GUUCAGAUAGUUCAAGCGGUUCAAGAACCUAGCAGGGGGCGCUGAUCGACUUCCCGCAAAAGGCGCGCAAGCGUGUGCUAAAGCCGCCGCCUUCACAACUUCUCUUCCGCAUAAGUGAACGUGACGGCAUAAGCAUUACUUUUUUAUACAAACAAAAUGCCUGUUUAUACGAAGGAACACAUACAGGAGAAACUGCAAAAAGAGCUUGAAGCCACUUACGUGGACAUUGAAGACAUUUCGGACGGAUGCGGCGCCAAGUUCAACGCUAUCAUUGUUUCUCCAAAGUUCGAGGGAAAGGCGCUCUUGGAAAGACACAGGAUGGUCAACACUGUCCUCGCUGUAGAGCUGAAAGACAUUCACGCCUUCUCGCAGAAGACCAUGACACCUGCACAGUGGGAAGAGAAAUCAAAAGCAGAGAAAUCUAAAGGAUAACCAUUAAUAAUGGUAUAAGUGAUUAGAUAAACUUUCUUUGCACAUAUGUUGCAUGCUUUUUUGUAAACUGCCUUCGCUACAAAUUCCAGCACAUUUAAUAAAGAAAGCAAAGUCUGACGUCACUUCCGAGAAUUAUUCUUCAUUCUGUGGAAGAGACGCAGCAAGUUUCCGCUUCAUAUUUCCAAUAGCAAAUACUUUUACAGACUGUACUGAUGUGUAGACGUAUCCGUGAGAACACAAGUUUUUAUAAUGAAGCCCCAUCGAAGCAAGAACCAUAUGCCAAAUGUUUCUGUGAAGAGCUUAAGAAGAAGGAAGAAUAAACGUUUAUUGUUU